Cucurbita moschata (crookneck pumpkin) is the source of this 1392-nucleotide messenger RNA. Its product is annotated as chloride channel protein CLC-d-like. The record is from RefSeq and is a predicted model, not a curated record. Gene Ontology annotation, molecular function: voltage-gated chloride channel activity. NCBI's taxonomy places the organism in Eukaryota, Viridiplantae, Streptophyta, Magnoliopsida, Cucurbitales, Cucurbitaceae. The annotation marks the transcript as partial. The transcript has 13 exons. Gene Ontology annotation, cellular component: intracellular membrane-bounded organelle; membrane. Gene Ontology annotation, biological process: chloride transport; transmembrane transport.
UUCGCGGUUAUCACAGAUUCCAACCCCCACCUAACUUUGAGUUUCCUGGGUUUGAUCGUCGUCAAAACUUGGGUUCAUUUCAGCUGCUCUGGAAUCGGAGCAGAACUGAUCGACCAUGUCUCCAAUCAAAUCCAAAAUGGGAUGAACAGAGCAAAGAACAUAUGGUCCCGCCUUCCCAACUCCGAUGAACAUGAGGACGACCAUGUUAGUUUCUGGAAGAAGAAUGAUGGGUGUGGCGUCGAGAGCCUUGAUUAUGAGGUUAUCGAGAAUUAUGCUUACUGGGAUGACCAGGCGCAAAGAGGGAAAUUGUUUGUUGGCUAUAGUGUGGCGGUUAAGUGGCUGUAUGCGUUGCUCAUUGGCAUUGGAAUUGACAUUCAUGGUGUCCUGUUCUUAAGAACCCUAAUUGGAAAGAUAUUUGGAAGCAUUGGCUCUGUGGGAGGUGGAUUGGCUUUAGGCAAGGAAGGGCCUCUUGUUCAUACUGGCGCUUGUAUUGCUUCUUUGUUAGGACAAGUUGUUGGCGAUGUCUUCAAUGAAGGCUUAUAUGAAGAGCAGGCUCAACUGAAGGGUAUUCCAUUACUGGAAUCAAUACCAAAGUACCAGAUGCGGAAAAUUACAGCAAAAGAGGCUUGUGGAAAAAGGGUUGUCUCCUUCCCCCGUGUCGUUAAGGUUGCUGACGUUGUUAGUAUUUUAUGGAGCAACCGACAUAAUGGCUUUCCAGUGAUUGAUUACUCUAGAAAUGGAGAAACACGUGUCGUUGGACUGAUGCUUAGAAGGUAUAGUGUGAAGGACAACCCACCUUUUGUUUGGGGGUGGGCUAGGAUCCUAACGAUAUCUUUGUCGAUGCAUCUGCAGUCUAAAGUAGAUUUUCAGCAUAGUUCUUUGCCUUCAGAUCCAAAAGGAUCCAUACAAAGCAGGCACAAUUUCAGUGAAUUUGUGAAGCCUGCUUCCAGUAAAGGCAUUUCCAUUGAUGAUAUUCAUCUUAGUUCAGAAGACUCGGAAAUGUAUAUCGAUCUGCUUCCUUACCUGAACCCAUCUCCAUAUAUUGUCCCAGAAGAUAUGUCUUUGACAAAGGUGUAUAAUCUUUUCCGACAACUAGGUUUGAGACACGUGUUUGUUGUCCCCCGACCAUCGAAUGUGGUCGGUUUGAUAACUCGAAAGGAUUUGUUGAUGGAGGAUAGCGAAGAUUCGGAUGCGACGGAGCUACAAUCGACGAGUGUAAGAGCUCAUCGUCCAGAUAGAAGAAUACAUACCCAUAGGGACGUGGAGAGGCCACUUCUGAAUGGACUUCUGGUGAACAACACAGACAACUGAUAAGAAUCAUAAAGCAGCUCUGCUAUUACUUUAUGCUUAUCUCCAUCUUCCCAUUAGCUACCUGCAACAUUGUAUUGUAUC